GACUCGAGACGCGGGACACACGGAGGCCUAGUCUUUGGGCGCGCCUUAGGCCUAUUUCGAAGCCUCGGACCACGCUUUCUGGAAGAGAGAAGCCAGUAGGAGGUGAACGAAAGGGAAAAUAUUGUGAAGAAGGGAGUAAAGAGGAAAGAAAUUAGGCGAAAGAAACAGGGGAGAAAGGGAGAAAGGAAAGACCUAUGUAUGAGGGCAUUAAGCUUCCGAGUGACUACGUUUCGCAUCCGCCUUGAGAAAAAAAAUCAUAUUAUCGGAAAUAACCACAGUAGCAAUCAGAGCAAACAAUAAAUGAAGUAAUAAAUGACUGUUUCCUGCGACUAGACCCAUGCUAUGGCCACCUCCCAAGAUGCCUAUUACCUGUCUCUCCUGGCGCUGGCCGAGAGGUUCCGCACUCAAGAGCCGGCCAACAUCAAGAGGUGUGUGCAGUGUCUCCAGGCGGUACUUACCUUCCGCCCUCCGCCUAAGGUCGAGGCUCGGACACACCUGCAGAUCGCCAACUUACUCAUCCAGUACACGAAUAACACCCAGUUAGCGCAGGAUCACCUUGAGCAAGCAUGGAACCUUUCUAUGAAUAUUGCUGGCUUUGACGAUGUACGUUCUGAGGCAGCCAGCGAACUUGCAAAACUGUACGAACAGACCGGAGGAGUCGCGAGGUCCAAGCCUCUGUUGCGCAGGGCCAUCGAACUCUCCCGCCAGAGUGUCUAUUGGCAUUGCCGUAUCAUAUUCCAAGCGGCUCAAUUGAGUUUAACGGAGGUUGACUAUGCAAUGGCUAGUACCUACUUGCAAAUGGGUUUGGAAUACUGCCACAUGCAGGGUGUUGCCUAUAACCAGGUGCUUUUUCUUCUCAGCAAAAUUAUGGUGAUGCUCCUUGAAGGCCGUGGUGCUGCUGAGGUCCAGGCGUUGCUCGCUCAGGCCAACCAGAGUGUCGAGCAGUACAAUGGAUCACAAGGCCAGAAGGAGCACCUCAGGGUGUUUUAUUUGGUGCUGCUAGUGUGUCACAACCUGAACAGUGGUCAGGUCAAGAGUGUGAAGCCGGCACUCAAGCAACUUCAACAGUCUAUACAGAAUAUUACCCAGCUGUCUGAACAGGAGGUUAUCCCAAGCAGCACGAGUGAGAUGUUUGCAUGGUUACCUCGUGAACAACUCUGCGUUUUGGUGUACCUCGUCUCCGUGAUGCACUCCAUGCAGGCAGGGUAUAUGGAGAAGGCACAAAAGUACACUGACAAAGCGCUGUUACAGAUCGACAAACUAAAGGCUGAAGAAAACACAUCCAUUCUGAGGUCUUUGCAGUUGCUUCUUCUUGAGCACAGUGUUAUGUGCCACCUGAUAAUCGGCUCGAAGGCCCAAGCCAUUAAAGAAAUCGCAAAGGUGUGCCAACUCCUGCAAGAGGAUGCCAAGCAAUUACAGGCUCACCGCGCUCAGUUGCACACUCUGCUUGCAGUUUAUGCCAUGAGUAUGAAUAAUUCUGAAGCUGCUGAAAUACAGUUCAAUGCUGCUUUAAGGACCUCAAAGAACAGAGACCUCUGGAUCUUUGCAAACCUCAACCUGGCUGUAGUUUACCUAAGAUGCAAGCGGGAAAGGGACUUUGCUGACAUCAUGGACAGAAUAAACCCAGAGACGCUGCCCACCCAGUCCCAGAGUUUACGAGCUGCUUCCUUUUAUGUUCAGGGCCUCCACGCUUUCUUCACGAGCCGUCACAAUGAUGGAAAGAGAUUUUUGAGAGAGUCCCUGAAGAUGGCCAAUGCGGAAGACCUGAAUCGCCUCACGUCCUGCUCCCUGGUGCUUCUCGGACACAUCUUCCUGGCCCUCGGAAACCCCAGGGAGGCGCACAACAUGGUCACGCCGGCCAUGCAGCUGGCUUCCAAAAUCCCUGACCUGCAUCUUCAACUGUGGUCCUCAGCUAUACUAAAAGAUUUGUACCGGCAGUUUGGGGAUGUCCCCCACGAGCAGGAGAGCAGCCAGAACCACUACAACUUUUCACAAACGUUACUCACCGACCACACCACGGCCUCUCUCCUUCCCGAACACAGCCUUAUAAAGUGGACGGAUGGGCCAUUCCCUCCCUUCAUUGCGGAAAAGGUUUAAAGGAAGGACACGUCUCUGCAGCUGUCUGAUGGCAUAGGGUAAUGUAAGGGAGGGUUCUGACCAGUGAGUGUAACGCUGGGUGAUCAUUUAUAUUCAGAAAGUUCUUUUUCCCCCUCCCGUUAAUCCUUACCUUAUAGUUCUGACUACUUAAUGUUUUUGUUUUCCAUCGACCUGAUUUUCAUCUUGUUAAACUCUUACUGUGUACAGAAUAUUAUGUACCAUGGAUUGGGUGGAUCAUGUGCCAACAAAGAAGAGGUUGGGAAGAAAAACAAAAAUGAUAUAUGGGAAAAUAUUUAAUAUUUAUAAAUAAGAUUUCCAUUCACCUGAAAGAGAUUUACAUUUUAUACGCUGUGUGAGAUAAUCAAAAUUCAAUAAUUACAGUAUAGUGGCAUUUUCUGUAGAGGAAUGCCAUGAUUUUUAUUUAAGUUAAGAUAUGAUUUGUAAUAUUUCUGUCAUGUGACUUUUGAAUGGUUUCAUUUACCAUACACAGAUUGAUUUUAUUAUUAUUAUACUUUUUAUUAUUAUUAUUAUUAUUAAUAUUUAUUUUAUUUAUUUAUAUUUUUUUCAUUAUUAUUAUGUAUAUGAAAGAGUAAACUUGUUCAAAAUAGACAAAAAUCAAAGAUAAGAGAAAGGUGAGUUACACUUAAAGUACCAUUUGUUACUUUAUUGUUAUAUAAUAACCACAAAAAUUGUUCCAGUUGUAGAGUUUGUUGUAGCUCAUCAUCUCAAAGUUAGCAUUUAACUUGCUUUAUGAGCUUAAGGUUUCAUUCACAUUUAAUUUUCUCGCUUCCCCACAAGAUUUUCUCGUCCUUUUUUGGUUCUCUUUCUUUUUUCUUUUUUUUUGACAGCCACUGCUAGGCUUGCUUGCUUGUCAGUGAUUUUUCUGCACCUAAAUGCCAUUAAAGCAGCAAUAACGGCUUUUCACAGAGAUGCUUUAGGAAGCUUUAGAUAUUUAUCCAGGAAUCAAGCAGAAAGAUUUGAUUACAAGCCAAAUGCUAUUGAUAUGAUUCUCCAAGCUCUGGUCUAAUGCAUUGCUGAUUGUUGUACUGUCAAAGAGGCUUUUGUGCAUUUGUUUCUGGCAGUUUCUUCAACCCCACAGACUAGAAAUAUUCAUGUAUUCAUCUUGGGUUUUCCUUACCUCUGUCGUCACAGUGGGCCAAAGAUAUGCUGAUGCGCAAAUUACAAUCAUGUCUCUGUUAAACCAGUGUGUCUCCAAUUGCACUGCAUAAAUAAUUUGUGACUAAAAUUAGUAAGGGAGAGCUGGAAAUUGAAAAUACAAUGUAUUGCAACAGUGCUUUAUAACUGUUUUUAUUUAUAUCAUGAUAUUAGAAGUGUAAAAGGGGAAUUUAAGUUUUUUCUCAGUGUUGAUAAUUUUGCUUUGCAAUAUCACCAGUGAAUAGUUUUAUUUUUGUAAAAAAUAAUCUAAUCAUAAUAAUCUGGUAAAACCUUUAUGAUUAACAGAGAUGAAAAAGAAAUUUGAAAUUAUGAAUGCUGCUUCAUACAAAUUAUCAUAUCAGCAUUUAUGCAUGUCAGUCAACAUACCUAUGUUUUUUAUAUGUGAUUGCUGCUUCUAAUUUUGCCAGAGAAAAAAAAAAAAAAAAAAAAAGAUAUAUGUGUGAACUUACAGAAACUUUCCAGUACGCUUUAAUGUGACAAAUAACAUUAGUCAGGAUGUAUAUUCUCCUUCAAAGAUUUUCAUGACAGACAGUGCCUCUGUAUUUUUUUAGGAUUUAUGCAUUGUUGAUUUUUCCAUAUGUGGUGUUAUGCUUUUGAGCUUUUGAGAAAUUGUUUGCUUUCAUUGGUAAUUUUUCUUUCCAGGCAGGGCAUAAUUACUUGUAUAGAAAUGUCGUGAUGUAUAUUUUUUUUCCUUUUUUUUUUAAGUACAUUACGACCUACUUCUCAUUCUUAUGUUGGUUAGCGUCAUAUUGUCAGAGGAUUGCCAAAAUGGUGUGUAUUCUACAUUUUGGUCAGGAGAACGUUGUUGUUAAUUUUCUAUUACAUAUUAACUUCUAUUUACUUUUAAUAGAAAGUAUUUAGUGUUGGUAUAGGUUGUAACUUUCUCAAGAUAAAUGCACAAAGAUGUCAUAAUUGUGUGCUCAGUUCGCAAAGAUAAAAAGCUGCACUUUUAUGCAAAAGAUGAUUCUCAGUUUUAUCUUUAAAUCUAUAUUAUACGGAGCGACAUUUUUUUUUAUUGGUUUAUCUGUUGUGUGCAUGUAUUAGAUAUUAAGGCAAACCUUCAGGAGAUGCAUCAGGAAAAUUUCACUUGUUGAAAUUUGUGUCAGAUAGAUUCAGUAGGAGCUGCAUAUUAUCACGCUUUUGUUAAUUGGGGAGAUAGAUAAUGGUUGAUAGAUAUCAGUGGCGCAAAAUUAGCGGUAGUUUAGAAAGCCGAAGCUAAUCAUAAGGUUUUUGGGUUUCAGAUUACUUGUUAAUUUAACAGCAUGUUGUCCAUCAUGUACUCGAGAAUAUGUUGUUGCUUUAAGAAUGACAUAUGUUGCUUCUUGUGUUGUUCUGCAUACUGAUAUGAAAAUGGAAAUGAUGUUGUAGACCAUAAAAAAAUCAUAUUUUUAUGCUUUUGUGUGUGUGUGUGUGUGUGUGUGUGUGUGUGUGUGUGUGUGUGUCUGUGUCUGUGUACACACUUGCGCUUGUUUGUUUAUCUGUCUGUAUCUGUGUCUGUCUCUGUAUCUGCAUCUAUGAGAAUAUAUUGUCUAAGUGAAAACAAGUAUGUAAACGAAAGUGUGAGUGAGUGUGAGAAAGCUCCAUGCUAGUCAAAACCAGGUUGUUAGUUCAUGCAUGGAACCUUGUAUGUGCAUUUAGAGAAGAAAUAUGUAAACCAAGAAAUAUAAAAAGUGCCAAUUAAAGUGCAUUUCAUAAAAUUAUAUUCUUGACAGUGUAUUAAAAGGAGUAAUUAAAUGGUUCAUUGUGUGGUCUUUUCAAAUAGGCUUUAAGAAGUGAGUCAUUAAAACUUAACACUAAGCAGAUAUUAUAUAGCUUCUACUGUGCUAAAAUAUAUAGUAUAAAUUUCUGAUAUUUGCAUUUCAGGUAUUUUACCAUUGUUGAUAUUCAUCUUUGCAGUUGAUGAUUAUUCAGUUGAUAUUACCAUUUUUGUGUAUAAUAUCCUUCAUACUUGAUAAACCAAGCAGAUUUAAUAUUUUUUAAAGUUUGUAGUUUCACAUCUGAGCCAAGAGAUGGAGUCUUUUGUGUGUGAAUGUGAUUCAGAAUAUGAUAAAUUAAUGAAUAAGUGGAAAUUAAUAGUGCCAAGCCUUUUUUUUUAUUUCAGUAUUUUGAAAGUUUUGAAUCUACUUAAAAUUAACGUUCCUAAAAUUUGCCAUUAAACAAAUUUCUCAUUUUUUCUGUUCUUUAUUGGUUAAUUUGUUGAUAACUAUUUUUAAAAAUCCUACCUGUGAGUCAGGGCUUAGGAUAACUUUUCAAGGGGUUGUUUUUAACCCUUAGCCGCUGGGUGGCAUGUACAUACAUGCCAUAGCAUGCUUGGACUAUGUUCCGUGUGGCAUGUGCAUACAUGCAAUGAUGCAUCAAUCUUGUUUUCUGGGGGUAUCUACGGUCAUGCCACGCACACAAGGGUGAUGACACAAACCCCGGGGGGCAGUGGGGCCCGGGCCACUAUGAAUACUAACCAGGAGAGAGGGCUUGCAUAUUAGAAAAUUACCUGUCGGCAUUGGGUUAAAGAAUAAUCCAAGCGCGUUUGCUCUGGAGAGCAUGCAGUGUGACAUAAGUUGUGGGUUGUGUUUUUUGUUUAUCUUGAUCUCAAAGCAAAUUUAAUGUUACAGGAAUGAGGAUGCUGAAUGUUAAAAAGUAAUGAGUUUACUAGAGUUGGGGAAUAAUGCCAAUACUGUUCAGACUUCAGAAUUGUCCUCCACAUGUUCCAAAAUUCCCGAUGAUUGCAACUCGCAGGAAAAAUGAAUCAAUUGUUGCUGAUUUACCUCUUGUGGUACUGGUCCCCCCAAAAAUAAUGGUGAAGCUGAAUACUGCUAGAGAAAUGCUAGUAGUACUAUCGAAUAUGCCUUUCAGUCCUUUAGCAUUUUUAAAAAGGACUACCAGAGGCAACACUGGUAGUUUUUGCAUUUCUUUCCUGGCGGAUGCAACUCGGUAAUAUUUUUUAAUGCAAGUUGAUAAAUGACAUUUUUAAAGUCAUGAAGGACUGGCAGCAUUUCCCAGUUCUGAAAUUUACGACUUCUAGUGUACAUAUUAUUUGUAGUAGGAUUUCGCUUCGUCUUAUGCCACCUCCUUCUGAAAGCAUCCUGUCAUGACACUUUUUACAUUCCUGUAUUUUUUCUCUUGUGUAUUUUCUGAUAUUGAUGAAAGGAAUGUUGCUAAAAUUAAUGAUGAUGAUAGUUAAAAGGAUAAAAUUAGGUAAAAUGGAUAAUGAUGCUGAUGAAUAUCAUUAGUAAUACUCAAUAGAUAGUAAAUAUUAUGGUUAUUUUUGAUAUCAGUAUUCCUACCAUCAGCUUCAUUAUCAUUAUCAUUAGAAUCAUCACAAUAAUUUCUGUUUUAUUUUUCAUCAAUUUGAAGAUCAGGAAUUCUAUGUUCUUGAUAAGUCACUCCUGAUAUCAAUGUACCCAGUUCUUUAACAGAGCCAGAUGGUCAAACCAGUAACAGUGAUUUUAGCACUGUAUCACUAGAUCUCUAUAUCUCUCUUUGAGAAGUCUUUUUUCUUUGCAUGACCAUCCCUCUUCCCUGUAUACAAGCACAUACAUUCACUCACUCACUCAUACACUCACUCACCCACACUCUGUCACUCA
Messenger RNA from Penaeus chinensis, 6854 nucleotides. It is a transcript of the gene Mau2, whose product is annotated as MAU2 chromatid cohesion factor homolog. Gene Ontology annotation, molecular function: protein binding; double-stranded DNA binding. The record is from RefSeq and is a predicted model, not a curated record. Gene Ontology annotation, cellular component: SMC loading complex; chromatin. The coding region runs from base 343 to 2097 and encodes 584 amino acids. Gene Ontology annotation, biological process: maintenance of mitotic sister chromatid cohesion; mitotic sister chromatid cohesion. NCBI's taxonomy places the organism in Eukaryota, Metazoa, Arthropoda, Malacostraca, Decapoda, Penaeidae. The transcript is spliced from 11 exons.